Messenger RNA from Mus caroli (Ryukyu mouse), 5948 nucleotides. RefSeq names its product cytoplasmic FMR1 interacting protein 1 (gene Cyfip1). Gene Ontology annotation, molecular function: small GTPase binding. Gene Ontology annotation, biological process: regulation of actin filament polymerization. Lineage: Eukaryota; Metazoa; Chordata; Mammalia; Rodentia; Muridae. The record is from RefSeq and is a predicted model, not a curated record.
ACUUGGGGGCCGACCGGGCUGGCCUAGAGGAGCCGGACCCAAGGCAGCCAGCGGGAGGAGGGAGGAGCGCCGGGAGGAAGAGGCCGAGCCGAGGAGCGCCGCCCCGGAGGAAGGGGAGGAGGCCGGGUGUUUCCUGGUGCAUUCCCGACCCGCCCAAGUGACUCAUUGGGGUAGGAAAGCUCCCGGGGCCCGCCCUGGACAACCGAAGGCGGCGCAGACCAGGAUGGCUGCCCAAGUGACACUAGAGGAUGCACUGUCCAAUGUGGACCUCCUGGAGGAGCUGCCUCUGCCUGACCAGCAGCCCUGCAUCGAGCCCCCACCGUCCUCGCUGCUCUAUCAGCCAAAUUUCAACACCAACUUUGAAGACAGAAAUGCAUUUGUCACUGGCAUUGCAAGAUACAUUGAACAAGCAACUGUCCACUCUAGCAUGAAUGAGAUGCUAGAGGAAGGCCAAGAGUAUGCUGUCAUGCUGUACACCUGGAGGAGCUGCUCCCGGGCCAUCCCUCAGGUGAAGUGCAACGAGCAGCCGAAUAGAGUUGAAAUUUAUGAGAAAACCGUGGAAGUCCUUGAACCCGAGGUCACAAAACUGAUGAACUUUAUGUACUUUCAGAGAAAUGCCAUCGAGCGGUUCUGUGGGGAAGUGAGACGCCUGUGUCACGCUGAGAGGAGAAAGGACUUUGUUUCUGAAGCCUACUUGAUCACCCUGGGCAAAUUUAUCAACAUGUUUGCUGUGUUGGAUGAGCUGAAGAACAUGAAGUGCAGUGUGAAGAAUGACCACUCUGCAUAUAAGAGGGCUGCUCAGUUUUUACGUAAAAUGGCAGAUCCACAAUCCAUCCAGGAGUCACAGAAUCUGUCCAUGUUCCUGGCCAACCACAACAAGAUUACACAAUCUCUGCAGCAGCAGCUUGAGGUCAUUUCUGGCUAUGAAGAGCUCCUGGCAGACAUCGUGAAUCUGUGUGUGGAUUACUAUGAGAACAGAAUGUACUUGACACCCAGCGAAAAACACAUGCUUCUCAAAGUCAUGGGAUUUGGUCUGUACCUGAUGGAUGGGAGUGUGAGUAACAUCUACAAACUAGAUGCCAAGAAAAGAAUAAAUUUAUCCAAAAUCGACAAGUAUUUCAAGCAGCUACAGGUGGUUCCACUCUUUGGAGAUAUGCAAAUAGAACUGGCAAGAUACAUCAAGACCAGCGCACACUAUGAGGAGAAUAAGUCCCGGUGGACCUGCACGUCCUCCAGCAGCAGCCCGCAGUACAACAUCUGUGAGCAGAUGAUCCAGAUCCGUGAGGACCAUAUGCGCUUCAUCUCCGAACUGGCACGCUACAGCAAUAGCGAGGUAGUCACAGGGUCUGGCCGGCAGGAAGCCCAGAAGACAGAUGCUGAGUACCGGAAGCUCUUCGAUCUGGCUCUGCAGGGCCUGCAGCUUCUGUCGCAGUGGAGCGCUCACGUGAUGGAAGUGUAUUCCUGGAAACUUGUACAUCCAACAGACAAGUACUCCAACAAGGACUGCCCCGACAACGCUGAGGAGUACGAGCGAGCCACACGCUACAACUACACCACUGAGGAGAAGUUUGCCCUGGUGGAGGUGAUUGCCAUGAUCAAAGGCCUGCAGGUGCUGAUGGGCAGGAUGGAGAGUGUGUUCAAUCACGCCAUCAGGCACACGGUUUACGCUGCGCUUCAGGACUUCUCCCAGGUGACCCUCAGGGAACCACUGCGACAGGCCAUCAAGAAGAAAAAGAACGUCAUCCAGAGUGUCCUACAGGCCAUCAGGAAGACUGUGUGUGACUGGGAGACUGGGCAUGAGCCCUUUAACGACCCAGCUCUGCGGGGAGAGAAGGACCCUAAGAGUGGUUUUGACAUCAAGGUGCCACGCCGUGCUGUGGGACCCUCCAGCACACAGCUUUACAUGGUGAGAACUAUGCUAGAGUCCCUCAUUGCAGACAAAAGUGGUUCCAAGAAAACUUUGAGAAGUAGCCUUGAGGGGCCCACCAUAUUGGACAUAGAAAAAUUUCAUCGAGAAUCAUUCUUCUACACUCACUUGAUAAAUUUCAGUGAAACACUGCAGCAGUGCUGUGACCUUUCCCAGCUGUGGUUCCGAGAGUUCUUCCUGGAGCUGACCAUGGGCAGGAGGAUCCAGUUCCCCAUUGAGAUGUCUAUGCCCUGGAUUCUGACUGACCACAUCCUAGAGACCAAGGAGGCAUCAAUGAUGGAGUACGUCCUCUACUCCUUGGACCUGUACAACGACAGUGCCCACUAUGCGCUCACCAAGUUCAACAAGCAGUUUCUCUAUGAUGAGAUUGAGGCAGAGGUGAAUCUGUGUUUUGACCAAUUUGUUUAUAAACUGGCAGACCAGAUAUUUGCAUAUUACAAGGUUAUGGCAGGAAGUUUGCUUCUUGACAAAAGGUUACGGUCAGAAUGCAAAAAUCAGGGAGCCACGAUCCACCUCCCCCCAUCUAACCGCUAUGAGACGCUGUUGAAGCAAAGGCACGUGCAGCUGCUCGGGAGAUCCAUUGAUCUCAACCGUCUGAUUACACAGCGCGUUUCAGCAGCCAUGUACAAAUCUCUAGAACUGGCAAUUGGACGGUUUGAAAGUGAAGAUUUAACGUCAGUAGUCGAGCUAGAUGGACUCUUAGAAAUCAACCGUAUGACACACAAGCUGUUGAGCAGGUACCUCACACUGGACAGCUUUGAUGCCAUGUUCCGGGAAGCCAACCACAACGUGUCUGCUCCUUAUGGAAGAAUUACCCUCCAUGUCUUCUGGGAGCUAAACUAUGACUUCUUGCCCAACUACUGCUAUAAUGGCUCUACCAACCGGUUUGUUCGGACAGUAUUACCAUUUUCUCAGGAAUUUCAAAGAGACAAACAGCCUAACGCACAGCCCCAGUAUUUGCAUGGAUCCAAGGCUUUGAACCUAGCCUACUCAAGCAUUUAUGGCAGCUACCGGAACUUUGUGGGGCCUCCUCACUUCCAAGUCAUCUGCCGGCUACUUGGUUACCAGGGCAUUGCAGUAGUCAUGGAAGAGUUGCUGAAGGUUGUCAAGAGCCUGCUGCAAGGCACAAUCCUGCAGUACGUGAAAACUCUGAUGGAAGUGAUGCCCAAGAUCUGCCGGCUUCCGCGACAUGAGUAUGGCUCUCCUGGCAUCCUAGAGUUCUUCCACCACCAGCUGAAGGACAUUGUGGAGUAUGCAGAGCUGAAAACCGUAUGCUUCCAGAACCUGCGGGAGGUGGGCAAUGCUGUUCUCUUCUGCCUGCUUAUCGAGCAAAGCCUGUCUUUAGAAGAAGUCUGUGACCUGUUGCAUGCAGCUCCUUUCCAGAAUAUCUUACCUCGAAUCCACGUAAAAGAGGGGGAGAGAGUUGAUGCCAAAAUGAAAAGACUAGAAUCCAAGUACGCCCCACUGCACCUUGUCCCACUGAUUGAAAGGCUGGGAACCCCACAGCAAAUUGCAAUUGCAAGAGAGGGGGACUUGCUGACCAAGGAGCGUCUCUGUUGUGGUCUGUCCAUGUUUGAAGUCAUCCUGACACGGAUCCGGACCUUUCUGGAUGAUCCCAUCUGGCGUGGGCCCCUACCCAGCAAUGGGGUCAUGCACGUGGAUGAGUGUGUGGAGUUUCACAGACUAUGGAGUGCCAUGCAGUUUGUUUACUGCAUUCCUGUAGGGACACACGAGUUUACAGUGGAGCAGUGUUUUGGAGAUGGGCUCCACUGGGCUGGCUGCAUGAUCAUUGUACUUCUUGGACAGCAGCGGCGCUUUGCUGUGUUGGAUUUCUGCUAUCAUCUUCUCAAAGUUCAGAAACAUGACGGCAAAGAUGAGAUCAUCAAAAAUGUGCCAUUGAAGAAGAUGGUGGAGAGGAUUCGCAAGUUCCAGAUUCUCAACGAUGAGAUCAUCACUAUCCUGGACAAGUACUUGAAAUCUGGUGAUGGGGAGAGCACACCUGUGGAACAUGUACGCUGCUUCCAGCCACCCAUCCACCAGUCCCUAGCCAGUAGCUGAGGGCUAAGCUCACAGCAUCCCAGUAACUGAUGGCACGUUUGUCUUUAUGUAAACUAUAUUAAAAUUUUUAGGGGCUAUUUUCCAUUAUGUCUGAACCUACUUUUGAUCUGAAAGCUUAACUUUAUAAAAUGUACUUAUUUUUCUAUACUAAAAUUGUAUAUGCCUUUGGAAUUGGGAAGUCUGAGAAUAUGGUUACCAGUUGUUGCCAUUACGGUAUUAACAAAUAUUUUCAUGCUGAAUAUUCCAGUAGCUAGUUAUAAAAUGCUAAAUUCACUCAUCCUGUACGAGCAUACCAACUAAUUGUAUUAAAAAAAAAUAAAAAAACAAAAAAAGACCUCUACCAGUUUCUUUUAAAUUUAAUGACGAGCUUUGUUUAAGGAUUUUUCUGAUGGCCUUUUAGGAACUCUUUUCUAAGUCACAGUUUCCUUUUAUGCCAAAAUAGUGAAAUUGUUUCCUCUGUUCAACUAAAUCCAACAGUGAGUCUGAUUUGUGAGAUAUGACUUAACAAUUAGAGAAAUAAAAAUUAAUGCAGUCUGUUUGCGUUUGUUCAUUGGCAUAAACAUCCCUGUACAUACCCACAUUUCACAGGACGUGUUCAAUAGGACAAGAUCAUGACAUCUUUCAAACACAACUAGAACUUAACAUUCAGGUCUGGGCAGGGAUGACAUGAAAGCCAGUGAGAUGUAAGACAGCAAUUGUGUUGUCCAUGAAGGACAUGAAAGGAACACCAGAACUGCAAUGGUAUGUGCAUCUACUCUUUAAGGCCAACAGUGUGGGGGAGGGCAGGGGUUUUGACACUGCAAAAAGGGAACUGGGCCUGGCUGGCCCCAACAGCUCUCAGCAUACCUUCUCGAUUGCUGGGGGAAUUAUCUCACUAUAGGACUUGGACAUGUGAAAAACAACAACCCAAUUUUGCUGUACUAUCAGAAGUAUCAAAGUGGAGAGAAAUUAAUUGAAAAUCUGGUACAGUGAUGUGCCACUCACAUCCCAGCUACAUGGGAAGCUGAGGACUGAAGAUCAAUGGAGCCAAGAGUUCAAGGACAGCUUAAGGAACAUAGUAAGAGCCCUGUCUUAAAAAAGAGAAACAUCACUGGGCUGGGAAACCCUGAAGUCCAAAAGCUUUAAGCUUUAUUUUACACAGAAAAUAAAACACAGGUACUAUCCAGCUGUACUGUAAACCUGAGUUACAUUUUAAACAAGCCUAUUUAUCAAAAAGUUACCUAAAAUAUUUUUGUUGAUAUGAAUAGUCGUAAUAGCAUCUGUACCGACCCUAUGAAGUGUAGAUUUUAAAAGUUAACCACUAUAUUACCAAGUGAUAGGCCAAAUAAAAUGCUUGCGUACAAGAUUAUGUACGUAUAAAGUGUCGUAUGUACAACACACAUUCUCAAUGAGGAAACUUUUCACCCCCAAGGGAAUGAACAUUGGCUUUUUUUUUUAUGUGCAAAAUAAGACAUACAGUACAUAAAACAGACAUAAAUUAUAUUUGUGAGGAUAAGGGGGAAGCCUAUUCUCUCUGACAUUUAUAAGUUAUAUAGGAAGGCUGGAACUGUAGCUCAGUUUUAGAACAUUUGUGUAGAAUAUACUGGGUCCUGUGACUGGAACCAAGUAUGGCCCAAAAAGGACUUACAUAGAGGGAGGCAGUCAGAGAAGGCAAGAGUCCUUAAGAGUGCCAAUAAUAAAUAGAACAAAGCUACCCCCACUCCAAAAUAAAUAUUUUUUCCCCCACAAAACCAGUAUACUAAGCUACUAUACAACCAUGGGCAGGAACAGGAAACAGCUUCAGCUCUUCCUGUCAGUGAGGGAUAGGAUGGAGGGGAGUGAUUUUUUUUUAAGCUAGUACAUGACUUUGAAGUGGGCAAGUCUAAAGCCAGAGAAUGUUCCUUACAUUGGCCUAACCUUUUUGUACCUGCUUAUAUUUUUCUAAAUAUUUUCUCACAGUUUCUAAAAAAAAAAAAGCAAACUC